UGGAACGUGGGUCCCAGAGCCACCGCCACCUUGCCGGAUGCUCCCGACCACCUCCCCCCGGGCGCCGGCGACGCUGGCCCGCGGGCGCAGCUCGUCCAAGCUCGCGGAGCCGGACCCGUUCUCCCGGCGCAGCCCAUCGAUGCCACCGGCCGCGACCGGGUCGCCCGUGCGCCUGAACCGGCGUCCCGCGAGCUUCCAUGGCCCGCAGGAGUUUGGCGAGUCGUCCGCGCCGUCGCCAGACGCAAGCAGCAACAACGAAGACAUCUCGAUGCUCUUUGACAUGAUCUGCAACGACUAUUUCACCGCGCGCUACGCCAGCAGCGAGAGCGGUAUCCACAUUCUCGAGGCGUCGCUUGUCAAGCUCUGGAAGGUCAUCAUGCUACCCGAGAAGACCGUGUCGGCCAAGAUGGCCGCGCGCAUUUCCAAGUUCUGCGAAGACAUGGCCAAGGAGUCUUUGGUCAAGGAAGCCGACGCCCGCGCCGCAGUCGCGCGCCAAGCGUCGGACAUGGACGCCGACCUGCAAGUCGAAGGUCUUCUCCGCGACUGGAUCAAGCCCAAAUUGCUCGUGCUCGUCGAAGAAAUGCGCCUCGAGCGCGCGCUGCGCGGUGCAUCCUCCAGCGGCCGGUCGGUGCCGGCGGGCGAAGACGUCGCGUCGCUUGGCGAGAUCCGCAUCGAGGGCUACCUGCGCAAGAAGGGCCAGCACGUCAACCUCUGGCGCGAACGGUACUUUAUGAUCCGGUCGGCGCCCAACGGGACGCAUAUCCUGUGCUACUUUCGAAAGAAGGGCGACCGCGAGCCCCGAGGACCCGGCUGCACGGUCGACGAAGUGCGCGAGUCGCCAAGCCUCAUGGAGUCGAAGCGCCUCUUCACCUUUCGCAUUCGGCACUACUCGAGCACGUACUCGGAAGAGUCGGAAGAGUACAACGAAGCGAUGCCCAUGACGCCAUUGGCGACGCCGGGCACCACAUCUGGUGACGGCUUUGACUUUGACUUUGAUCCGAAAGCCAACAUCAAGAAGGCGCGCAUGAAGAAACUCGCAGCGGCGGCCACCGCUGCCACGGCCGUUGUUCUCACGGGGGGCCUCGCCGGCAUUGGUCUUGUCGGCGUUGGCGCCGCGGCGGUCUCGUCCGCAGCGCUCACGGCCAGCGCCAGCACGCUCCUCACCAAGAGCUCGGUCGCGCCCUUGUCACUCGCUGCCGAGUCGCUCGAGACGGCGCUCUGGUGGCGCAACAGCAUCCUCGAGUGCAUUGCGCAGGCCGAGGCUCAUUGGCGUCAAUACGUGCACUGGUACCUCGCCCAGGACCGCGACGUGGACGAAGCGACCGAGUCGCCGCUCCCGCCAACGUCACCACCAACGUCCAAAACGCCCAAGACCACUCGGGCCAUCGCGCCGCCGCCGAAAAUUGUGCGCCGGCCGUCGCUCGGGUCCCUGCCACGCUCGAUGCUCAAGCAAUUUCGCUGGCUCCAGGGCCUCGACCGCUGGAGCUUGUACACGCAAAACUCCAACUUGCGCGUGUAUGCGCACCCGGUGCCGUCGCCGGCGUGGCCGCCCAUGAAAGCCUCGCUGCACAUUCCCGCGAGCAGCCAGCGCGUCUUGGACAUGCUGCUGCAGACGGACAGUCCAUUUUACAAGUCCAACUGCCUCCUGAAGCGGUCCUACGUGCUCGAGGCCGUUGAUGCCCACACCGACAUUGUCUACUGGAAGCUCAGUCCGCAAUCACUGUGGCCAGUCGUCGUCGAAGCGCGCGACUUCUGCCUCUUGCGCUACUGGCACCAAGAGCCCGACGGGUCGUACAUCAUUUGGUUCCACUCGGUGCAGCACAGCGACUGCCCACCGACGCACGAGCUCCUCGGGUUCUUUGCCAUUUUAUACACAAUUUCCUGGCUAAAGCAGCAGAUAUAG
Molecule: messenger RNA, 1903 nt
Organism: Saprolegnia diclina VS20
Lineage: Eukaryota; Oomycota; Saprolegniomycetes; Saprolegniales; Saprolegniaceae
Exons: 4
Coding region: 38-1903 (621 amino acids)
Molecular function (GO): lipid binding
Source: RefSeq, a predicted model, not a curated record